GAGACGAGCCCGGGCAUCGCCUCCCGCCUCCCAGGGCAGCGUCGGGAGGCGGGAGUUCCCGCCCGCGUGUUUCGUCCGGGGAGCGAGGUUCACCUGGGCUGCUUCCAGACAGCCAGCGCGAGGAAGUGGCCCCACUGGGCUGAGGCGACGCGGUUUUGGCGCUAUGAGGGGAGCCAAGCGCAGAAAGGAGAAGGGAAAGGUCGGAGGAGGAGGCGCCCGGACGUGACUGAGCCGCGCCGAGAGAGCCGUGCGGGCGCCUUACGGAGGAGUCCGCCCAGGCAGGGGCCGGGGGGGGCACCGACGGCCCCCUCGGGAAGCGAGCCCGGAGUGGGCGAGAGAUGGACCUACGAGGCUGGCCCUACCUCAUUUGCAGCUGCCUCUUCUGGUCAGUGCAUGGGAUGGUACCAGAACCUCAGAAUGUAAGACUUCAUUCAGUUAUGUUCGACACUGUUCUCCAGUGGGAUCCACCUAAUUUUCACAAAGGAAGCAUGAAUUACACAGUUCAGUAUAAAGUAUAUGGAAAUGGGUUCACUGAUUUAUGCCAAAGAACUGACGUCACAGAGUGCAAUAUUUCAAGUAUCCCUCUACAUGGUAAUUACAUGGUAAGAGUUAGAACUGAAGUUGAGGAGGAACGAUCAAACUGGGUAAACAUCACCUUCACACCAUUCCAAGACACAAUCAUUGGACCACCUGCUGUACAAGCUGAAGCCACAAUACCCGGGGUCUUGAAUGUACAAAUCACAGACCCACUUGUUCCUAGAGAUGGUGGCAAAUAUUCCAUAAAACAUUUUUAUGGCCAGGAUUCCAUGGCUUACAAGAUGCAAAUUUGGAAGAAAGAUUAUGAUGGUGAACAGGUUAGAUAUGUGAAUAUAACAGACUCUUCUAAAACAUUACCUGAUCUGGAUCCUGGGACAACAUAUUGCCUUCGGGCUCAAGUAUUUAUUGUUGACUUAAAUAAAAAUGGAGACUGGAGUAACACUUUAUGUAUCACUACAACUGACAAUGGUAUAAAUACAGUGCAGCUGUCUAUUAUCCUGCUAUCAGUGUUGCCUUUGUUACCUUUAUGUUACUUUAUGAUUUUACAUGUUUAUCGACGGGCCAAAAACAUCUUCUUACCUUCAUAUUAUUUACCACAACAUUUCAUAGAGUUUUUAAGCAAGCCUUUUUACAGUUCUCAGUUUCUUGCAUCUCAGUCACAAGGAGAAGAACAGGCCUAUGACAAGAUAAUUGUCCUUUCAGAGGAGUCAAAAAACGAUAAUGAAUCCGAGGAACAAAUGAGAAAUGAAAAGCAGCUGCUCCAAGGUUCUCAUGAAGAAAUCCUUAGGCCAAAAGAAGUUUCAGAUUUCACGCCUCUGGUACACUCUUAAAAGUGGAAGGGAAAAAAGUGGAAAGUGUGUUUUGAGGACAGUUGGUGGCACUUUCAAAGAAGCAACAUACACCUUGCACAUUACAGAUUUAAAACUGUUAACUUUGUGAACAUUAUCUUUCAAAACUAUAUUUAUUCUGUUAUAAUAUAUUUUUAAAGAAUCUUGUAAAUACAAAUUACUGUAUCUAUUUUAAAGAUUUAUUUUUAUAUAUACUGUAUUGAAGCCUUAAUUUUAGAACAAACUAUCAAUGAAGUAUUAGUUAAGCAAGUUCACUCAUAUCAAAAUUGUGAAGUUCCAAAUCUUUUAUUAGAGUGGAUUUGUGCAUUGUAUAGAAUAGUUCAAAUGCAUUAUGAGAAACAUACUGGGAUUUAUAAAAUGUUGAUGCUCCCAUUGUAUUAUGUUUUCUGAUCCAUAUUUGCUUUAAACUGUGUAUUCAAGAACUCCAUCAUACAUAGGAUCUAGGUAAGAACAUCUGUCCUUGUCAGCAAACUCCUAUGUGCAUCUCACUUGCUGGAUUGGGUAUAAAUCUGAUGUACAUCUUGUAUGGCUGGCAUCUAUCUAUACGGCAUUGUUUUCAAUGCAAAUUGCAUUGCAAGAUGCUUUCCCAACCUCAUUCUGUAAAUCCAAUUGCAUCUUUUAAAGGCACAAAUAGCGUUGGGUUGGGAUUGCAGUCUUCACACCAUGAUCCAGCUAGAUACGUAUGUUCACAGUAGCAUGUUUCCAUAUGUUCUGAAUGUUAGCUAUAUAAUGAACAACAAUUGCACUAAUUUUGCAUGUUUUAGUGUUGUGCAUGCAAAGCCAGGGCCUGAGAGGAGUGAAGGCUGAAGCCACUGUCCACUGUCCUGUCUCACUAUGACCCUGAACAAGAUGAUUUUUUACUAUUGCUGAGUCCUGGAAACAUAGCUCCUGGGCUUGACUUUUCAACCUGGGGAUACCUGUGCAAUGGCUCAGUUUCUCGUAUGUGUAGCUGGAUUUUUUUUGCCAAGACAUGCCUAAAUCCCUCUUCAGUAGAACCUAGGGCUCAUUCACACUUCCGCUUGUCCCACCAGUUUCCCGCUGUUUACUACUGAAUCGGAGCAAAUUGGGUUUUCUCUGGAUUGACAUUUAUUCCGAUCUAGCACAAAAGAGCAGGGUUUUCAGAGAAAAGCAAUGGGGCAGAGGCAAAAUCACUUGGAUCCAUGCCUAGAAAGCACAGGACAAGUGGAAACCCACUCAGACACAUGCUUUCUAUACACGGGAGAAGUGGAGGUGUGGACGAGUCCUUAGUCAUUACGAACUUCCAUUGGAUUCUUUCCAAUACAUGGAAGUAAUCUCCAUUUAUUUAGACUGUAGUACUAUGCACCUGGGAGUAAGCCCCACUGAACUUUGCAGAAUUUACUUCUGAGUGGUUGUGUAGGAGUGCACUUUAUAUGGCAUAGCUGCUUGAUCUUGUUUUUUUUUACUGUUUUAAAUAGUUGUUUUUAGCCUUUUUACUGAUAAUUUUAUUGUUUUAUUCCUUUUGUAAAUAACUUCAAGGUUUUAUUACACCACUUAUAUGCAUCUAAGUGUUCUGAAAUAAAUGCACACUGCUUCAGAGACAAAGCAAUGUUUUACAAAUGUGCACAAGAGGACAUUUAUUUAUUUUAAAAUAUUUGGCAUGUAUUUCAAUUAAUAAUGGUGGUACCUGACCUCCUAUUUUGAUUGAAUAAAUGUAUAGAAGCCUU
Molecule: messenger RNA, 3070 nt
Organism: Zootoca vivipara (common lizard)
Lineage: Eukaryota; Metazoa; Chordata; Lepidosauria; Squamata; Lacertidae
Gene: IL10RB
Product: interleukin 10 receptor subunit beta
Biological process (GO): cytokine-mediated signaling pathway; blood coagulation
Cellular component (GO): plasma membrane
Molecular function (GO): interleukin-10 receptor activity; protein binding
Source: RefSeq, a predicted model, not a curated record